Messenger RNA from Dovyalis caffra, 234 nucleotides. Lineage: Eukaryota; Viridiplantae; Streptophyta; Magnoliopsida; Malpighiales; Salicaceae. The record is from the annotation of a GenBank genome assembly.
AUGUUCGUUGUUCAAUAUCUUAUCUCGACUCGCUCAAGAAGGACUAGCUUCUCCUCGACCCGAGUGGAUUCUAAGGGAAGGUGGAAAUGGAAAUGCUAUGAAGAGGAGGAGGAGGAGGAGGAGGAGGAGCACGAGCUAGGAAGAAGGAGCAAAUGGCAUGGGCUAGGGUUUAGUGCUGCGGUUGGGUUGAGGCAUGAACCAGGUGAAGCAAAGCAAGGGAUUACGAAAGCUUGA